AUAGUCAGCCAACGCAAAGAAAAUUUGGCAGCCAACUCCCUUCGUCUUUCUUUCUCUUUUUUCGGGUUGGCUGUGCACCCAUUUUUCUACGGGUCGACCCAUUUGUGAUUUUCACUUUUCCCUUUUAUCAUUCUUUCCCUUCUUAUCAUUUCAGCUCCUCACGACCACAUGUUAACUCUUCCUUCUCUCUUUGACAAAAAACACAAACCAAGCUUUGCUGUGGGUGGUCUUCAAGCUCACACAGACCCAUCUUCAAAUCUGUCAAAUCUUCAACAAAUGAACUAGGCAUGGAAGGAGUAGGUGAUGAAAUCAACUAUCAUCAUUACACGAAAGAUCUCGAACUCGGCAUCUUAUAGUCAUCUCUUCCAUUGUUCUAAAGUUGAAAUCAAGGCUGGGUAUCUCGAAUUUGAACAAAUUCUACUCUAACAGAGCUGUAUAAUGACUGGGUAACCUUGAAUUACAGGACUUGGUUGUUCAAGCAAUGGCUUCGAAAGGGACCGGAGAAGACAAUUAUGAAGGCAAACAAAAAGUAUCACCAAACGCUCAUUUGCAUUUGCGGAAGCACUAAGUCAAGCCACUGAAAAGAAUGCCUCGGCCUUCAUGAAUAGAAUAACACAACGAGUCCCGAAUGAAGGUGGGGUACGUCAACUUGGCCCAAGUUUCCAUAGUGAUAUACCGGCCGAUGUGGAAAAAGUUGUGAGCCCGCAUGAAGUAGAUGAUUCUAGCUACUUCAGUGAAGGAAAAGCAUGGGGAACAUGGGGAACAAAACCAGGAAAAUGGCCUGGUGAAACGGCCAACUGGAUUCCGUGGGUAGAACGAGUCGAGAAGCGAUUUGGGGAUGUAUGGAGACGGCUUGGGAUCUACGACGCCAUCAAGCUUUCCACCAUUACUAUUCCUUGUGACCGCCCCUUGCUGGUUGCCGCGAUGUGUUUUUGGAGUUCUCAGACAAACUCUCUUGAGCUUCAGUUUGGUGCACUGAGUCUGACCUUGAUUGAUAAAGCGGCCAUUAUAGGCCUGCCGCCACAUGGGCAAGUGGUGGAUAUUGUAUUCGCAAAAGGAAAGUUUGACAUUGAUCUUGGUGGUGAGCUAAGAGAUCGAAGUAAAGGCACACCGACCGUUGCCAAUUAUAAUACAUGGAUUGAGGUGUUUAACAGCGGCUUGGUGAGGAAGUCACCUGAUAGUGAUGGCAGUCCGAAGGAGAAAGAGGAAAGCCAACAGGAGACAAUGGAAGUUACUCCUGUAGAGCAUGCGGCGUUUCUUGCCUUUUGGAUAUGUAAGUUCUUAGUGUGCACAACUUCUAAAAAAGUGAAUGUGGAAUACUACAAGUUGGUUGAAGCAUUAGCAAGCAAAGAAGUGCAAGAGAGUGAUCAGCCAUUAGCUCUUGGUCCAUUUGUGCUAGCCCACUUGUACAGAUGUCUUCACCAUUGUGUGACUAAAGGAGUGAACCCAAAUUGGCCUGGGCCAUUGUGGAUUUUUCAGUUGUGGCUUCAGACUUAUUUCCCUGCGUUCAGACAACCAGGUAUAGCAUUGGCCGCAGACACCACUCUUGGACAAUAGUUGGCUCCGCUUGAGUUAUUACCUCAUUCGGCAGAAGAGUGUUUUGAGAUUUUGUUCACGUGUCCAGAAUUUUCUGCAGAACAGUAUGCUGUUUGUUUCAACAGGAAGUAUCCACCCUACCUUGCCGUGGAUAUCAGCCAACACGCCUCAGAAAGCGAGACGAGAUGGGAGACUGCGUGUUCAGCUUGGAAGAGUGCAAUAGGUAUGAGGGAUCUCUUCUGGGGUGCCUUGUCUGGUAAGACACUCAAGUGUGGAGUGGAGUUAUAUUCAACAACCUAUUUCAGUCGUCAGUUGGGAUAUUAUCAAGCCAUACCUGCUCCGGUUCCAGAAUAGUCAAACCGAUAUAGUUCAUUACGAGCCGUUUUUUCCAACGAGGACGACAUUGAGCAGUAUAAUAAGGCAUUUGUGUACAACAUGAGCUUUCCCAUGAAGACAAGAAUAGCAACUAGCAAGAGUUCCUCCAAGUUCAGAGAGUGGUGGGCGAAAUGAGUAGGAAGCAUUUUUAAAGAUGGGUUGGUGUCAGCUAGGCGAUCAGCUUUUGCAGGAAAUCCAUGGGUACAAGAGAAGCCGAAAGUUGUAAGGCGUGGUAAAAUAACAAGCAAAGUUGCUAAAGCAAUCCCAAGUAUAAGUGGCCAAGAGUCUUUGAAAAAGUGUACUAAAGGUAGUACAAAGAGAAAGGCCAUCCAUAGUGCGGCCACUGAGGCUGCCAAAGAUGGUGCCACCAUGUCUUCAAUGUCUCAAUCUCCUCCAGCGAAACAAUCGGCAAAACAAGACGAUCAAUCCUCUGAAAGUAAAGAACAAUUGUGCGUGGCCAAACGAAGCCGUCCAGAGAGACUUAAGCUAGCAAGCAUCCAAAAUGUCAUUCCUAGUGAAACAGAGGAAUCUGUGGAACUAACCAUUAACAAAGGUGACCAACCAGUCAGUGAUGAACCUGCAGGGGAGAUAGUGUCUGUUGAAAGAGUGGCCGAAAGUGAAGUGAUGAAUAUUGAGGAGGCACUUGUACUCACUCAAACUUCAACGCAGGCCAGUACUCCCUUGUCGGUAACUUCAUCGCUUAGUGAGAAACUAGUGUCGGCUAACGAACCGGAAAGUCAUCAAAGGUUUGAAGCCGAACUGCAAGCUUUCAUGAGGGCAUUUUCGGCCGAUGCUCUAAUCCAACCAGAAUGUUGCUCGGCCAUUUCGCAGUUACCGACCGCUCAAUUGACAUCAAGGGAGGAAAUUGAUGGGGCUCUGAAGGUGGUAAAGGAAACGUUAGCGCGGCCAUUAAAAGAAUUUGUGGAAACAGGCCAACUAUCAAAAGUGAAAGUGGCCUUGGAUUUGUUACUUGGAGCCAAAUACUUUGCCCCUCCCAAGGUAGCCCUCAUUGGUGAGAAGCUAGAAGUAUUGACCCAACAAAUAUCCCGUGUAGCUGGUUCGUAUCAAGAAAUAGAAAAAAGGAGACAACAAAUCUUGGCUUGUGAGCAAAUGAAGAAAGCCUUAGUUCCUGAGUUUGGGUGGUGUAUGGAACAAAAACGAGUUGUGGAGUCUCUUGAAGGCAAGAUAAAUGAGUUGGAAAGACAAUUGGCAUCCUUGAAACAAGAGAGACAAGAAGUGGGGGAAAAGCUCUUUCAAAGGAGUAAGCAGUGUUUCCAAAGCCAAGGACAACUGAAAAAGAUAGAGGCCGAAUUGAAAAAUUCCAAGCCUAGGUGUAUGCAACUUGAGAGUGACCUUCAGGACACUGGUUGUACCUUGGGAGCUCUUAAAGCUUUAUUAGCCGAGGAAUGAUGAUUGAUGUAUGUGGCUCUUUUGUCGGCCAUUGGCCGGUUUUUUUUUGUAAACAUUUGAAAGUUAUGGGCCGACGAAAAACUUAAUUAAUUAUUUGCUUGCCGGUAGAUGAUCAUAAA
Messenger RNA from Rosa chinensis, 3440 nucleotides. RefSeq lists its product as uncharacterized. The record is from RefSeq and is a predicted model, not a curated record. Lineage: Eukaryota; Viridiplantae; Streptophyta; Magnoliopsida; Rosales; Rosaceae. The coding region runs from base 2281 to 3321 and encodes 346 amino acids. The transcript has 7 exons.